AUGAAAGCUGUUGAAGCUGCUGGGGUGGACCUAAGUCCCGCCGAUGUUGAGAGAUCACAUCGUGUGGGCAAGCCCAGUCAGCAAAACGGUUUUGACGGCUGCCAGGUUGAGCAAUGUAUGCUCGACUUUGAGCAAGCUGCUUGGCAGUCCAUUAGAGAGGUUUUUCCUGGUGUGAAUCUUCGCGGCUGCAUUUUUCAUCUGACACAAGCAUUGUGGCGACACAUCCAGGAACUUAGACUGUCACGCACAUACAGAGAAAGGGGAGCCACCCACAACCUCAUCCGGAUGGUCCUGGCCUUACCAUUUCUGCCACCUCAUCAGAUCCGCCCCACAUUUGAUGCUUUCAGAGGACGUUGCCCUGCAGAGCCUGGUCACCCUCUUAGCCAGUUUGUAGAGUACAUGAGGAGCCAGUGGAUUGACUCUGCCACUUUCCCGCCGACAACUUGGUCAGCCUUUGAAUCAUCGGUCCGAACCAACAAUGCUGUUGAAGGCUUGCACAAACGAUUGAACAGGAAGACAGACAACCACCCAGAUAUGUAUGUCCUGAUUCCACUACUCCAGAAGGAAGCCGCAGCAGUGGAGGCCCAGAUCGUGUCAGAGGACAUCGAGUGUGAUAACAGACGGGCAUACACUGCUAUUGAGAAGAAGCUGAGUGAUGCCACAGAGAAGUACAUUAACAACACAUUGUCAACAACAGGCUUUCUAAAGGCGUUGGCAGCAGUUUAUGUUUGUGGUAGGGACAUGUAG
Pecten maximus is the source of this 747-nucleotide messenger RNA. RefSeq lists its product as uncharacterized. The coding region runs from base 1 to 747 and encodes 248 amino acids. The transcript is spliced from 4 exons. The record is from RefSeq and is a predicted model, not a curated record. Lineage: Eukaryota; Metazoa; Mollusca; Bivalvia; Pectinida; Pectinidae.